AUGGGGGACCGACCAGCUGUCUACGUCCACUUCGAGCUCGGGGUGUCAUGGCCCAAGCAUAUGUCGAAAGAUCGCCACAUCACAUACAUCUCAAAGAGCAUGCGGGAUCGAGCGAACCAAUUCCCUCGACAGUUGCCUCCCGUAAAUACCAACUACCUCGCCGCACCAACACAAUACCAGGUUGCCUACCAACAACCAGUACCUCAAAUCCAGGAGCCCCAGACCCGGCCACAACAUCAAUUAACCUACUACACCAACGAGAUACCACCCAACACCUACAACAGGGACCCAGUAACAACAGCCCCGGCACAGGCAGCCCAGUACCAGCCAUACCAACCCGUCCAGCAGCAACAACACUACAUCCAUGAAUAUUACGCGCCAGUGGCACCAGUGCAACCCCAGGUGGAGGAGGAGGUUCGAGGGAGUUCAAGGUCGAUGAGUCGAAGCUCGCACGAACGGGGUCGAUCAGCUCCCCCUCCAUUUAACAGUAGUCCCUGGGAUGUCGGUUCGGGCUCUAAUAGCCAGGAUGUACCUCAACUCUGGAAGGCCUUGCCGGCAACCCCGAACCAGUACCGCCUCGGGGAGGAUGACAUGCCCUGGUCUACGUGGAAUUUUCCUAUGGGAUACAAUGAGAACGAUGACGAGGGCGACGAUGGUGAAAGAGGCGAGUCCCGUUCCCGUGAGGCCAGCAUCCGAGCAACAUGGGGACCCGAAUUCCCCGGAGAACCCGUACGUCGACCUGAAUCGGAUGACCGGCAACGAGGCAAGGCCAAAGAUAUCCAGUCUCUUGCCACUGCUCUGAUGACAGUGGACAACGGCUUCGAAGAUCAGUGGUGGUACCAGGGGCCUCGGCUUGUCAACCUUCAUGGAACCGUGCUGGUGCCCACAGCAGUUCCCAAGUCCAGUUUUCACCCGGAUUUCCAGCAAGGCUCGGUCGGAUGGGCCGUAUCCCGGGAAGAACAGAUGCGGCAAAAGGAUAUGCAAGAGCAAUACCAACGGCAGCAGCAGAAGGAGCAAUUGAAGAAGCAGAAGCAACAUCUACAGCAACUGCAACAACACCAACAGCGACAACAUCAGCAGCAGCAGCGACAGCAACAGCCGGAAUCCUUCGUGCCAUCGACUCCUUCUUUCCAGGUCGUGUCACCCCGGUCGAGCGUCGCCGAUAUCGUAUCGCCCCUGAGCGAGUACCCGAGUCCUUUGUCGAGUUAUGGAGGCCUUCGACGCUCGUUGACCACAAGGUCCGAUGAGCUUCACAUGUAA
Molecule: messenger RNA, 1260 nt
Organism: Fusarium keratoplasticum
Lineage: Eukaryota; Fungi; Ascomycota; Sordariomycetes; Hypocreales; Nectriaceae
Exons: 1
Coding region: 1-1260 (419 amino acids)
Source: RefSeq, a predicted model, not a curated record